Messenger RNA from Pelmatolapia mariae (spotted tilapia), 4878 nucleotides. Its product is annotated as zinc finger protein PLAGL2-like. NCBI's taxonomy places the organism in Eukaryota, Metazoa, Chordata, Actinopteri, Cichliformes, Cichlidae. Gene Ontology annotation, biological process: regulation of transcription by RNA polymerase II. Gene Ontology annotation, molecular function: DNA-binding transcription factor activity, RNA polymerase II-specific; RNA polymerase II transcription regulatory region sequence-specific DNA binding. Gene Ontology annotation, cellular component: nucleus. The record is from RefSeq and is a predicted model, not a curated record. Bases 527 to 1828 code for a protein of 433 amino acids. The transcript has 2 exons.
CCAGAAUGCCUGGCUUCCAGCGCGGCGCUUAGCAGUCAAGGCCCGAAGUCCAACAAACACCUUUAAACUUGUUGCAAAAUGUCGACAUGGAGUCGGAGCGGAGGCUGGACGGAGAGGUGGACCUAGGCUCAGUCGGUCUGUGAAGAUGCCGGGCUUCCUGUCAUUCAGCUACUGAAUGCUAAAUUAGACUGCAGGCCAACACAAGAACACUUCUCAGGAAACACACAGACCCAGUCUGAGCUUCCAAAGCUCCUCAUCACAACAGCCCUUUUGGGGUUGCUAUGGCAGCUGCUGUCACAGAAACCAAGUGCUGGACACAGGCUUGCCCCAGUAAGGCAGAACAGACCUCUAGUCAUUGCUGCAAGAGACCGUCAGACAGCACUUAGCAUUUAUCGUGCACUUUAACAAACGAUCCGAACUCCGUGGGCUGAUAGUACCGUCUCCUCAUGAGUUUUGUGUUUAUCAGCGCAGGCUCGUGGCCAGAGUCCCUGAGCAGCACAGCCGAAACCCACCAUUGUAUUAGACCAUGUUCCACCAGCAAGACCAUCUAAAGAGCCAGCCACAGGAGAGCCAUCCUGCCGUUCGGCAGCUUUUUCACUGCCAGGACUGUGGGAAGCAGUACAACACCCAGCUAGGUUACAGACGCCACCUCGUGGCAGCUCACAGUGCUGCAGCAGCCCUGCCCUGCUCAGAUGUUGCUCCUUCCCUGCUGGAGCACCUGGGUGGCCAUAUUGACAGGCCUCCACCGUCAGAGGGAAGCAUUAAUGUUGUGGUGCCAGUAAGAGAGAGGAAGUACUCCUGUGAGAGAUGCGACCGCCGUUUUUACACACGUAAGGAUGUGCGCCGUCAUGCGGUGGUGCACACAGGACGCCGUGACUUCCUGUGUCCGCGCUGUGCCCAACGCUUUGGCCGCAGAGACCACCUGACUCGCCAUUUGAAGAAGAGCCAUGCCCAGGAGACGGGGUUGAUGCCACCCUGUAGUUCCAGCACUCCUGUGGCUACACUGAGCCCCUCCACUAUGUGCCCAGUAAAAGAGGAGCCCAGCCCAGUCACCCCUGAGAUGGCCUCUGUCUCCAAGGAGCCCAUGGAGACUUUUUCCAGGGAAAUGUACUCCUCGUACCACAUGGCCAGUCCUGUCCCUGGCAUGGGCCAACCUCAUGGCCUUAUUCAGGGCUCCUUGUCCUCGAGCAUGGGUGUGGCUCGCCACAUGCCCUCUCAAUCUUCCCAACCCCACCACCACCACCUGGCACCAUCGGCAGCUCCGCAGCAGCAGCAUUACAGCAACGUGCCACGGUACCAGCACCACGGCUCUACCUCAUAUCCUCGUGGCGACGUGGACAGCUUCCUGCUGGACCUGCAGAGUGCCCCCACGCCUCACCUGAGUGCAGUAAACUCCUCUACCUCUACUUCUGCUUCCCCUCAGAGGGACGUUCUGGCUGAAGGGGUGAGUGCUGGUGUUGACCCACACUUGAUGUCCAGGAGCCCUGCUGUGCCCUCAGCUGAGCUGUCCUGCACCACUAACAUGGAGCUGGGACCCCUGCUGAGCUUCUUACCUUUCAGCCUGCCACCGUACAGCCCUCACAUGGGGAUGGGAAGCUUAGUGAUGAGCUAUCCACCUGCCACCACCACCACCGCGUGCUCUCCAUCCUCUUCCACCGGGCUGUCCUCCCAGGCUCCAGGGCCGUUCACCUUCUUCCAGUCUCCGCAGGCUAAUGCGCCACAGGGCCCUGGGCCCCACAACCACACCCAACUACCUCAGGCAUACAGCAGUCCUGCUAUGAGCACAUCCACUUCCCUACCUCAUUACUACCAGGCCUUUCAGCAGUAAGCAGCUGUCCCCGUGCAGUGCUCGAUGUCUUUGUUCAUGAAAAUAGUCAAAUUAAGGAACGGCGUCUUUACUGUAAAACAGAUGUCUUGUUUUAGUUAUUGUUGAACGCAACAAAUCACCUCAGCAGUAUUACCUCAUUAUUUAAAGUAAGCUUGAAUGUUUAAGAAGGUGUAGAUGUUUUAACUGCAACCAAAAUAUACUUAUACUUCUCCAUCUAGAAACAGUAGAUGCACUUAAUACAGGUGCUGCUCAUUGCUCUCACUGAGCCUGUCAUCUGUGAGGAAAGGACACCUUCCUUACUCAGGUGGAUGUGAAAACAUUGGCGCAUUACAGAGAGCGAGCACUACCGAAAAGACUAAGCCUCAGAGCACCUGUUUGUUUGACAUUUGGAUCAGCUUCCUGUCAAUGCCGUGCAUCAUCCGCACGAUAUUGACAAGUUAUUGUCUUUCAAAAUGAAGCGUAUUUUGUCCGCUUCAAGUUUCAGCAACCCUGUAGAAAUGUCUGUCAGAUCAAACAUCUCAUCCAUCUGACUGGAAAUGAAGCACAAUUGAAAUAGAAUGAGCUUUGUGACCAUUAACACAGUCCCUUUUUAGAAGCUUAGGGACAUUUAGUCAUAAACACUACACACAUAUGGUUUUAUCUUUUAUUUUUUAUUUUCACUGAAGACAUGCCAAAACACAUGGGGGGGGGGCUGCUCCACUGUUACCGAUGGGGAAACAGGUUUCGAAAUGUUCUGACUCUGAGCCAGAAUAUUUGACACAAUAGGAACUGAUAAGACAAAGUUUCCUUAGAGCAAAAUGAACUCAUUGUGCAGUAUUACCUGUUUUGUUCCAAAUAUUUCUGGUUUUGAGUUGUAAAGAGCAACUGGGUGAAUCACAGUUUGCUCUCCAGCUAUUCAGUUUCUUAAACCAUCUUGGAGUCCAGGUUGCUGGAGUCUGUCCCAGAGGGGCUGAAAAGUGGCCUCCACUCUGGACAGACUACCAGGCUGAAACACAUUACUGAGGUGUCAUUUAACGGCCAGUAUGAACAGGAUGCAGUAUUACAGAGAAAAAUCUGUUACUUUCAUAUUUAUGGGGAAUAUUUAAACAAACCACUGGAUCCCAUGUUUUCUAGGUUUGGGUGUGGUUUUUUUUUCAAGUCAGCUUAAUAUUAUUUGUCUCAUUGGCUGCUGCUGCAAUGACCACAGCAUGACGAGAAACCUUUUAAAUGUACACGUGUGAAUCAAGGGAUUGCUGGAAAUGGUAGGAAGUAUUGGUUGGACGGUGGCCGCCCUGGCUUCGUGACCUGACGUGGGGCAGCUGGGAACUGAUUUAAGCAGAAGCUUCACAUUCCACCUUGUUACCUGUGUUUUCUUUUUUCUGAACUGGACCACUGGAUGUGAGCACCGUUAGAACCGAGCACGAACAUCCAUGUGGAGCAUUUCUACCCAUUUCACUGUUGCUAUUAACACCGUUCUUCAGUGGCUGUGGUGCUGGACUCUGUGAAUCUGAUAAAAUUAGCACUAUAAGCACCCUCAUCCCUCUUGUCCUGGUCUCACCUUUGCUGCUGAUACACGGGGAAGCAGCUAAAGAGUGGAUGGUGUCACAGCAAAACAAGAAGCCUCCAGUAACAGACCCAGUUACCUGACAUUCACCCAAUGUGUCAGGGCUGGUGGAAUGGUUUAAGUCUUCAGCUGGUGUGAAGUGACUGAUGUGAUCUUUAGAGAGGGAGUCAUUUAGAUGACUCUUUCCUCAACCUUCAUUCAUAAACCCCUCUAAUUAGCACUGUGCCAGGCUUCACAUUGUCUUAAAUUGCUACUGUUGUGCCUCUCUAAGAGUGUCUAAUCUCGUGACUGGGUUGAAGCACUUAGGACAAUUCUCAAAAAGUUUGAAUUUGAUGUGUACCUCAGACCUGGAACUGUGGCUUUCUGCUUUAUUUCUGUUUGCUUUUAGUUGUUUGGACUCUUUUGGUGCCAUUAUAUUGAAACUUUAAAGGUAGAUUUGUUCUUUAUGUAGUUGCAGACAUAAUUCAAACCUUCUACCUCUACAUUGUCACGUAACUUUUGCAGCAAUCAUUAGAAAUAGUUUUAACACGAAGCAGUUUUUAGCACUGAAGAAGGGGAAUUGUUCAGAAGUCAUUCUGACAGCCUGCAUAUACACGUAGGCUCGAGUGCUAUAUUGGAGAGUCAUUUCUGUACUUGCCUUUAAUGAUAUUUCUACUUAUUUACUACCUCAGAUGAGACGGGAAACUGUCCAUCUAACUGCAGAGAAACUUCUCUGUGUAGUUUUAUUUUUGUCACAAGCACAUGUACUUUGUAGCUCUGUAGUUUUUACUGAAGCUAGCUGCUGCAGCUGAUGCUACAGCCUGUGCGUUCACUGCUCGUGCCUCGGCCUCUUUAACACUUGUUUCGGUUAGGGAUCAGGCCUCCGUCUAAAGGAAUUUCACAACUCUUUAUUGGAAUGUUGAGAUGAAAUUGAAGGGAGCGCUGACGUGGAAUAUUCCAAAUAAAUGUUCCUACAGUGAGCGUAGCAGAUUGAUCAAAAAUCUAAUAAGUCUCUAGAAAACAAAACAAAAUCAACAGUUGUAUGGAACUCUACAUACGAUACGUGUGAAGAACAAUAAGCUGGACAGCCACAGAGAGGCUGUCCCAAAUUUGGCAUAAUUGUUUGAGAAUGUAUGUUUGAAAAGUUUGCCAGCGAACACAGAUGGUCUUCACCUGAGCUGUGACUACAACUGGAUGCACUGCUCGCUGCUCUGUCGGCCUCUGAAGCCUAUCCCAGCUACCGUAGACCGAGAGGCGGGGUACACCCUGGAAAGGUAGCUUAAGUAACUAUGGCAAAUGUGAUCAAACGCACUCCAGACUGAUGGCGGAGAAGGGCAGAAACAAGGUUUCACCUCACUAAUGACUGUGGUGCCUGCAUUUAGCCCGGCUUUGAGAGCCAGUCCAGUGCAGGUUUAACCACCUUAAACUUAGUUACUUUUUGCUUUAGGAAUUUCUAUUCUAGUUUAAUAGACUAGGAGACUGUGACAAGAAAAGGAGUUGUCAUUUUCUAAUUAUCUGAACAUAAAGU